This is a messenger RNA of Tricharina praecox, 691 nucleotides long. RefSeq lists its product as uncharacterized. The transcript has a single exon. NCBI's taxonomy places the organism in Eukaryota, Fungi, Ascomycota, Pezizomycetes, Pezizales, Pyronemataceae. The record is from RefSeq and is a predicted model, not a curated record. Bases 269 to 649 code for a protein of 126 amino acids.
ACAAACGAGAUGUCAACUGGCUGUUUGUUUUCCAGGGGCGAGUUCAGUGGUGAGGUGUCUUUGAGAUGUGUAGGGUCUGUAUGGAGAGUUGCGAUGUAUGGGGUCGUAAGGGUCGUAUGUGCGAAUGUCCCGUUGAAGAGUAGGAGCAGUAGCAGGAGCAGUAGAGCAGUGUGAAGGUGGAAAUCGAGCCACUUUUAAGCGAAGCGAAGGGAACGGACGAAGCUAGACGGCUAGACGAAUAACAAGCAAGCAGAAAGCAGAGAUAUCGAUGCGGUCGGUGAUGCCGAGCGGGAUCAUGAGAAUUAGAGUCGAUUCUGACGGGAGUGUCGGGAGGGGAUUAUGUCAGGGUUUUUCUGCGUGGCUGUAUGUAAUGGUUUCGGAGGCAGCGGUUGUAAAGGAUCCCACAUCAAAGGUUGCAGAAUAUAGAAUGGUGGUGGCUCGAAUAGAGUGGCCGUGGUUAGGAGGGGGAGUGUGGCGAUGCUGGAUGAUGGUGAUAGCGAUAGUGAUGAUGGUAUUGCUGCUGCUGCUGAUGAUGAAGAUAGUGGUGGUGAGAUUCUUUCUAAUAUUCUGUAAUCGGCGCGGUCAUUCGGGCGUCCUUAAAGAAGCGGCGAUGGUGACCUUUUUGAGGGGGGGAUGGAGAAAGGGUUAGGCAGUGCUGAGGGUUAAGUGGGAACGUUUGCGAGUGUAACCU